Molecule: messenger RNA, 2046 nt
Organism: Momordica charantia (bitter melon)
Lineage: Eukaryota; Viridiplantae; Streptophyta; Magnoliopsida; Cucurbitales; Cucurbitaceae
Product: heat shock transcription factor A4A
Biological process (GO): cellular response to heat; regulation of transcription by RNA polymerase II
Cellular component (GO): nucleus
Molecular function (GO): DNA-binding transcription factor activity; RNA polymerase II cis-regulatory region sequence-specific DNA binding
Source: RefSeq, a predicted model, not a curated record
UUUAUUUUCUUUUUCCACCAUUUUUAAGCGACUGAUGAUUUUUUCAAGGCCAUGUUUGGUACUCUACUCGUCGACUAAAGCUUUCUUUAUUUCAGAACUAUAAUUUCUCCUAAUCCAGCGAAGGAAAAAGAACUGCUUGUUUUGGUGCAGUGCAACUACAGGCUAUAAGUUGAGCAGAUUUUACUUGAGUUGACUGGGGCAGAGUCGAUGGAAAAUCAAAAUUCAUCUUCUCUUACAAAAUCCCUUAUGGGAAUUCAAGAGCUCUGAAUUGGGUUUAUCCGGAAAUCAAGCUCCGACGGGAAUCUCUGAGAUUUAGCGAUGUUUUUGGUAGUCAAAAUGAAGACCCAGCUCGGGGUUUUCGCUUUAGAGGUUUAGAGGAGUCCUUUUCCAUUGAGUGGACUAUCAUUAUUGUUCUCGAAGUUGUUCCAGGUGGUGAAUUUCUUAGAUUUCUAUUGAUCUUCUUUAGCAAGGGAUUUGAUACUUGGGACUUCUGUUUGCAAUUUCGGUAUACGGAUCAGGAGCUGUUAAUGUAUGUAUAGCUUCUGGAUUUUGAAUUUGGGGGUUUCAUUUUGGGGAUUGGAGAGGGUUAGGUUAUAGAAUGGAUGAAGCUCAGGGAGGCGGCGGCUUGAGUUCGCUGCCUCCAUUUUUAGUCAAAACAUAUGACAUGGUCGAUGAUCCUUCGACUGAUUCGAUUGUUUCAUGGACUCCUAGUAAUAAAAGCUUUGUUGUUCGGAAUCCACUGGAAUUCUCAUCAGUUCUGUUGCCAAAAUUCUUCAAGCAUAGCAACUUCUCCAGCUUCAUCAGGCAGCUCAAUACUUAUGGGUUCAGGAAGGUCGAUCCUGAGCAAUGGGAAUUUGCUAAUGAGGAUUUUGUUAGAGGUCAGCCAUAUCUGAUGAAGAACAUCCACAGGAGAAAACCAGUCCAUAGUCAUUCUUUACAGAACAUUCAUGGACAAGGAAUAUCCUCUCCGCUGACUGAAGUGGAAAGAAAGGGUUUGAAAGGUGACAUUGAAAGGCUUAAACAGGAUAAAGAGCAGCUUCUUCUGGAGUUACGAAGACACGAGCAAGAGCAUCAGGGAGUUGGAUUACAAAUGCAGAAUUUGAAAGAUCGGUUCGAACAUAUGCAACAGCAGAUGCAAACGUUUAUCAGUUUGGUGGUCCCAGGACUUCGCUUGGAUCUUCUGCCACGAUUGGAAACUCCUGAGAGAAAGAGGAGAUUGCCUAGAAUUGCUUACAACAACAAUGAAGACAAGCUUGAGGAUGACCAGAUGGGGGGGACAACUCAAUCCGUGGCUAGAGAAAAUAUGGAUUGUAGUUUUGAUCCAAUUUUGAAAAGAGAGCAGUUUGAACUUUUUGAGACAUCUCUGAUCUUUUGGGAAGGCAUUAUCCAUAGUUUUGGUCAAAAAGUUAGUCCACUUGAUUCAAGCUCAUACCUGGAGUUGGAUGAAUCUACAAGUCAUGCCAGCAGCCCUGCUAUGUCUCACAGACAAGUUAGCGAGGAGUUUCGAUGUAAAUCACCUGGAAUUGACAUGAAUUUGGAGCCGCCCGUGGCAACCGUUGCUCCGGAAUCUGUAGCCUCGAGAGAUCAAGCAGCUGGAGUCAAUGCUCCAGUACCAACUGGAGUCAAUGAUGGAUUCUGGGAGCAAUUCUUGACGGAGAAUCCUGGUUCAUCUGACCCACAAGAAGUUCAAUCGGCGAGAAAAGAUUCCAAUGUCGUGGUUGAAGAAAAAAGACAGAGAGAUCACGGAAAAUUUUGGUGGAAUGUGAGGAGUGUAAAUAACGUUGUAGAACAAAUAGGGCACCUUACUCCAGCAGAGAAAUUUUGAUCAUAGGUUGAUUGUUUUUCUGAAUUACUGAUUCACCAUAGCUUCCACAUGUAACAUAUUUUAUUAUGAAUGGAACAUUUGGGCUCUCAUCCAUGUCCUUUUUCAGAUGAUCUCAUUGAUUUAAAAACUCCCUCAUAAUACUUGCCUUGUACUCCCAAGAUUCUAUGUUGCCACAUCAUUGUAUUCUUUUAAAUAAAAAUCUGUGCAUUGUCUUCUGUCCA